AGCUAGUGAAAAAUACGUAACAUUAAUCUUUUUGCGCAAUGGAUUUGCAAAAUCUCAUCGCAAGGAAGAAAGCGUCAUUGAAGUCGUGUAAGACGGUGGUAACGGAUCAGCUUGGUAACAAAUACGAAGUCGAACGCGGUCAGAUGAAAGAACUGGAAAAGGGCUUGCCAUUCGUAGUGGACGAGAAACCCGACUUGCAUGUCGCUAAUAUUAUACCGGGGUUGUAUCUCUCCUCCCAAGAUCCAGCGGUGUGCUUUAACAUAUUAAAGGAGCAUGAAAUACGACACGUUUUGAGUAUAGGCAUUAGCGUCCCUGAAAAAUUCGACGGCAUUCAAUACUAUUUUUGUGACUUGUUAGACCUGCCGGAAACGAACAUAAUACCGUCGAUAAAGAAAUGUAUUGAUAUCAUACGCACACGUCGUAAAGAAAAUAUUCUUGUACACUGCAAUGCAGGCGUUUCUCGCUCUCCCGCGAUUGUUAUCGCUUAUUUAAUGACUACCAUGAAACUGUCGUACGAUGAGGCUUACGAUAAAGUAAAGGAAGCAAGAAGUUCUAUUAGACCUAACGAUGGAUUUGUCAAACAGUUACGUAGUAUUGAGAAUACAACUUUCGUUGAUGAAUAAUGGCGUUUCCUAUAAUGAUCGAAGAUAUGACAAGAAUUAUAUUUAUAUAAAGUUGUGGCUAAAGGGUGCAGGGGAAAAGAGAUGGAUGUACAUAGAAGAAAUGGAUCAAUGAAUGUAAUAUAUUGUUACAAUAGCAUCCACGUGUUAUAACAUUAUUUACUUAUGUAUACAGAGAAUAUUGUAUGUGUUCUGUAUAGUUACAAUUUACUUUAUUAUAACUCAUUAGAAAAUUAUAUUCAUGCACAGCAUCUAUCAAAUUCUUAGCCAAAACUAAGCAUAUUAAAAUUUACUAAUUCUGGCUUUUUUUUCUUACACAUUUAUCAUGCAUUGGAGAUGACACCGUAGGUCGCCGUACCAAGUAGAUUUAUAAAAAUUACUGUAAAUCUAAAAAAUAUAAGUGAAUUUCUGUAUACAUGAUAAUCCUAUCGUUUCAUUCGUAAUAGUAGUGUAUCAUUGUACCCGCGGUACCUAUUAGCUAUUAGUAAUAGAAUAAUUAUUAUCAGUAUCCAUAUACGUGUUUACAUGUGAUGUGUAUAUAUAUAUACAGGCUGUCUUAAAAUUACCCGAUGAUACUUUAGGAACAGAUUACUUAAUCAAUUUACAAUAUGUUAAAAAAA
Molecule: messenger RNA, 1240 nt
Organism: Ooceraea biroi (clonal raider ant)
Lineage: Eukaryota; Metazoa; Arthropoda; Insecta; Hymenoptera; Formicidae
Product: dual specificity protein phosphatase 19
Biological process (GO): regulation of MAP kinase activity; protein dephosphorylation
Cellular component (GO): cytoplasm
Molecular function (GO): JUN kinase phosphatase activity
Source: RefSeq, a predicted model, not a curated record